UAUAUUGAGAUUAAAGAUUACUUGAGUGUUGUACACUUGUUGAAUCUCUUCAGUAGUGCUUACAGUAACGGCGAGUAAUUUAUAUUGAGUAAUUUAACUAUUUUCGUAUAUAUUUACUUCUUUUUUAGGGUAACAUUUAAAAAAAAAAAAAAUAUGACUGCCGGAAAUUUAGCAUUGUUGAGUGUCUCUGAUAAAACAAACCUUUUGCCAUUUGCUAGAAAAUUGCAUGAACUAGGUUUAUCUUUAAUUGCAUCUGGUGGAACAGCAAAAUCUUUGAGAGAUGCAGGUCUUCCAGUAAAAGAUGUAUCUAAUAUCACUGGUGCACCUGAAAUGCUUAAUGGAAGAGUCAAAACCCUUCAUCCUGCUGUUCAUGCUGGUAUAUUAGCUAGACUCACAGAGCUUGAUCAGCAAGAUCUUCAUAAACAAAAUUAUCAGCUCAUUCAAGUUGUGGUAUGCAAUUUAUAUCCGUUUGUAAACACAAUUGCAAAAUCAGAUGUGACAAUUGAAGAUGCAGUAGAGAAUAUAGAUAUUGGUGGAGUAACUUUGCUACGAGCUGCUGCUAAAAAUCACAAUAGGGUAACAGUUGUCUGCGAUCCUAAUGACUAUGAGAAAAUUGGAAAAGAAUUAGAAUCAUCUACUAAUAAAGAUACCUUUUUGGAAACUAGACAAAUAUUAGCGCUUAAAGCAUUCACUCAUACAGCGGAAUAUGAUAAUGCUAUUUCCGAUUAUUUCCGCAAACAGUACAGUAGUGGCAUUUCUCAAUUGACACUAAGAUAUGGAAUGAAUCCACAUCAAAAACCAGCACAAAUCUUUACUACUCUAGAUAAAUUACCACUGACGGUGAUAAACGGCUCUCCAGGUUUUAUUAAUCUUUGUGACGCAUUAAAUGGUUAUCAACUAGUAAAGGAGUUAGAAGCAGCUCUAAAUCUGCCAGCCGCAACAUCUUUUAAACAUGUUAGUCCAGCUGGUGCGGCGAUUGGUGUACCACUAGACGCUGUACAAGCAAAGCUAUGUCAAGUAGAUGACUUAUUGGAUCAACUUACACCAUUAGCUACUGCUUAUGCACGUGCACGAGGAGCAGAUAGAAUGUCAAGUUUUGGAGAUUUUAUAUCAUUAUCUGAUGUAUGUGAUGAAGUUACUGCUAAAAUCAUAUCUAGAGAAGUUUCUGAUGGUAUUAUCGCGCCUGGUUAUUCAGAGGAGGCACUUAAAAUUUUGAAGAAGAAAAAGAAUGGUGCAUAUUGUGUACUUCAAAUUGAUCCAAAUUAUGUACCAUCUCAGAUGGAACGUAGAGUUUUGUUCGGUUUAACUUUGGAACAAAAACGUAAUAAUGCAGUUAUAGAUAAAAAUACAUUCUCCAAUGUAGUAACCAAAAAUUUGACAACUCUUUCUGACAGUGCUAUGAGAGAUUUAAUUGUAGCUACCAUUGCUUUAAAGUACACACAAAGUAAUUCAGUUUGUUAUGCAAAAGAUGGGCAAGUAAUUGGAAUUGGUGCAGGACAGCAAUCAAGAAUUCAUUGUACAAGACUUGCUGGUGAUAAAGCUGAUAAUUGGUGGCUUCGACAACAUCCUAAUGUCACUGGUAUGAAGUUUAAAAAAAAUGUAAAAAGAGCAGAAAUUUCGAACGCUAUUGACAAUUAUGUAAACGGAUCCAUUGGAAAAGAUAUGGAUGAAGCUACUUGGGCAGCAAUGUAUGAGGAAGUUCCACAGAAACUUUCAGAAGAUGAUAAAAUAAAAUGGAUAAAUCAAGCAGAUGAUGUUGCUUUGAGUAGUGACGCUUUCUUUCCAUUCAGAGAUAAUGUGGAUAGAGCUAGAUUGAGUGGCGUCAAAUAUAUUGCAAGCCCUUCUGGUUCUGUAAAUGAUGAAGCAGUGAUACAAGCUUGCGAUGAAUACAAAAUGGUAUUAAUUCAUACUAAUUUGAGAUUAUUCCACCAUUAAGUAAAAACAUUUAAUUCAAUAAUUAUUAAAGCAUAUGCGAGAGUUAUUUUAUCUAUGAUAAGUAAGAAAUAUUUAUCAUAGAUAAAUGAACAUGUAUCGAGUUCAGAAUUAAUGCUUGAUUGAUUGUAAUAUUGAAAAUGUAUUUUUAUAUGAAAUAAAAUGAAUAUAUAAUAAAAAGAAGUAAAACUAUUGAAA
Molecule: messenger RNA, 2130 nt
Organism: Frieseomelitta varia
Lineage: Eukaryota; Metazoa; Arthropoda; Insecta; Hymenoptera; Apidae
Product: bifunctional purine biosynthesis protein ATIC
Exons: 7
Coding region: 154-1935 (593 amino acids)
Biological process (GO): 'de novo' IMP biosynthetic process
Cellular component (GO): cytosol
Molecular function (GO): IMP cyclohydrolase activity; phosphoribosylaminoimidazolecarboxamide formyltransferase activity
Source: RefSeq, a predicted model, not a curated record